Messenger RNA from Zea mays, 751 nucleotides. RefSeq lists its product as uncharacterized. Lineage: Eukaryota; Viridiplantae; Streptophyta; Magnoliopsida; Poales; Poaceae. Gene Ontology annotation, molecular function: metal ion binding. The record is from RefSeq and is marked validated.
GCGCCGGCUUCAUCCCUCUUUCUUCUUCUUCUUCUUCUUCACACAAGCGUGCUCCUUCUGCUCUUGUGCUAAGUAGCUAGCUCACAACAGAAGAGGACGAGAGGAAGCAAGGCGGCGGCGGCGGCGGCAGCAACAACAUACACCGCUGGCCGUGGCGCCAUGGGCAUCCUGGACCACAUGUCGCAUGUGUGCAGCAUCACGGAGACGAAGGAGGCGCUCAAGCUCAGGAAGAAGCGACCGCUGCAGACGGUGAACAUCAAGGUGAAGAUGGACUGCGAAGGUUGCGAGCGUCGCGUGAAGAGCGCGGUGAAGUCGAUGCGCGGCGUGACGAGCGUGACGGUGAACGCGAAGCAGAGCAAGUGCACGGUGACCGGGUACGUGGAGCCCGCCAAGGUGCUGGAGCGCGUCAAGGCCACCGGCAAGAACGCCGAGAUGUGGCCCUACGUGCCCUACACGCUCACCACCUACCCCUACGUCGGCGGCGCCUACGACAAGAAGGCUCCCGCGGGCUUCGUCCGCAGCGCGCCGCAGGCCAUGGCAGACCCCAGCGCUCCGGAGGUCAAGUACAUGUCCAUGUUCAGCGACGAGAACGUCAACGCCUGCACCAUCAUGUGAUGCAUGCAUAUGUAUAGUCUCUCGAUCGUAUCAUGUGUAGUAGUACGAGCUAGCUAGUGCAUAUCGAUCUUCGUACUGUAUCAUAUCGAUCGAAAGAACCUUAAUAGCCAAUACAAGAGGAAUGUGAAUUAAGCAA